Messenger RNA from Erigeron canadensis, 1826 nucleotides. RefSeq names its product AMSH-like ubiquitin thioesterase 3. Gene Ontology annotation, molecular function: metal-dependent deubiquitinase activity; K63-linked deubiquitinase activity; protein binding. The transcript has 14 exons. Gene Ontology annotation, cellular component: endosome; membrane. NCBI's taxonomy places the organism in Eukaryota, Viridiplantae, Streptophyta, Magnoliopsida, Asterales, Asteraceae. The coding region runs from base 142 to 1665 and encodes 507 amino acids. The record is from RefSeq and is a predicted model, not a curated record. Gene Ontology annotation, biological process: protein K63-linked deubiquitination; protein K48-linked deubiquitination.
GUCAUCCAAACCCCAAUUAAACAAAACAAAGAAUAACAAAGUUUUUCGUUUACUUAACCAGAAAGAACUAACUCAAAACCCGUCGCAAAAUACACCCCUCCGUCCUUCCGUCCGUCGUUAUAAAUCUCCGGCGAAAGAAGUAUGAGACCGCCGAUGAUCAACAUCAACGCCAUGGCUCGGAAGAUCGACGUCGAUAAUCGAAUUCCUAUUCGCAAUUAUUACCGCAUCGCCGAUAAUCUUCUUAAACAGGCACACAUAUAUCGAGAGGAGAAGAAUAUUAUAGAUUUGUAUGUUAUGCUUCUAAGAUAUUCAAGCUUGGUAAUGGAUACUAUAAGAUUUCAUCGUGACUACCUAACUUUAUGUUCAGAGGAACGAAGAUAUAGCAAGAAGCAAUUACGUGUGGUGAUAGAGGAGCUGGAAUCUUUGAAAUCAGAAGUUGAUCGUCAUGUAGAUGGCUUAAACAAGUGUCAUACUAGUAGUGAAGAAUAUCAAACGAAUGGCCAUGGAGGAACCGCACAUAGGUCAGGAGAUUCUUCUUUUCAACUGCCUCCUGUCAAUAACACACUUUCUUUUAGCCCUGAUGAUAAGCAGCUUCACCAGAGGGAAAGUGCGCUCUCCUGGAACCAGAACCUUGGGAGUACACCAAAUAACCAAUCUGGUUCCAUUAACAUGCAGUUCCAAAAGCUAUCUCUUCUGCCAACUCCUAGACAAGAAACUUUAUCGAGACAUUCUCUUCUAGGUCCUAAUGGUCUUCGUGGUCAAUUGUCAAAUCCUAGUGCCCAGAUAAAGGUGCAAUAUCCAACAUAUAGUGAUUUCAAUUCAAAUGAUAAUUUGAGCUUAGUUCAAUCUGUGCAAAGUGAUAUCACUGGUGUCAAAGAUGGAAAUUCGGGAGUGGACAUAUCAACGAUGGAAUCAGUGCUCUCUUUAGAUGAUGGUAGAUGGUCACGUCCAGUUGUGGAAGAGUUUGAUGAAGAUUUUUUUCUUUCUGGAAAUAUCAGGCAACCUUCUCCCCCUCCUGUGCGUGCUAGAUUGCAACCAGAACAUAGUCAUAUUCCUCCAUCACGAGUUGCUGACCCAAGACCUGGACCUGCAAACUCAUUCCAAGAUGAUUCACCCACUUCUAAUACCUAUCAGCAUUUACAUAUUCCUGUGAAGAUGAUGCAAGAUUUUUUGAGAUUGGCGCAACAAAAUACUAAAAGAAACUUGGAAACAUGCGGAGUUCUUGCUGGUUCUUUGAAAAACAGGACUUUCCAGAUCACCACGCUUAUUAUACCUAAGCAGGAGUCAACUUCUGACUCGUGUCAGACAUUAAAUGAAGAAGAUAUAUUCGAUGUUCAGGACAAGCGUUCUUUAUUCCCUCUUGGAUGGAUUCAUACGCAUCCAUCCCAACGCUGCUUCAUGUCAUCAGUUGAUCUGCACACACAUUACUCAUAUCAGAUUAUGCUUCCAGAAGCAAUUGCAAUUGUAAUGGCCCCUACAGAUGAAUCCAGCCCACAUGGUAUUUUCCACCUUUCUGACCCUGCUGGAGUAAAUCUGAUUCGGAACUGUGAUCAACGUGGUUUUCAUCCUCAUGAGGAACCAGAUGACGGUAGCCCAAUUUAUGAACAUUGUUCUCAUGUUUAUAUGAACGAGAUUAUGAACUUCGAUGUUGUAGAUCUUCGGUGAACUUCAAUAUAACACUCGAGUUCACGAGAUAAUUUGAGCUGUAAAUUCAUAUCAAUUAAAACUUAUUACAUACUAUGUAUUUGGUGUUGUGAAUAUGAUCUGAUGUAGGGAAUGCAGUAAUUUAGUGAAUACAAAUGUUUUGGGAAGACUUUACCAGUAAA